UAAUAAUUAAAUAAAUAAAAUAAAUAAAUAAGUAAAUAAUAAUAAUAAUAAUAAUACCAAAAAAAAAAAAAAAAAUGUUUUAAGCUGAAGAUAAAACACAAAAGUGAUUUAAAGAGCAGAUUUCAUUUCCCUGGGAUCAGUGUGAGCGGAGUUUGAUUUUACACUAAACAAACGUGUUAAAAUAAAAGUUAAAGUUUAAAGUGGAGCAGAGCCUCAGACAGAGCAGUGCCUCCGGUUAGCGUCACAGUCACUGACUCGUGUACUGAGAGUCGUGUUGUUGUUGUUGUGUCCAGCGCAGCGAUGCCGGUCCAGUCCACGUUGUCCGUCUCUCGGUCCGGUCCGGUCCAGGCCCUGAUCACUCAGUCCGACGGGAAAUCCUUCGAGGAGCUGCGGUCCGAGUGUCUCCAGACGGGGGCGCUGUUCCAGGACCCGGACUUCCCCGCCGAAGACAAGUCCCUGUUCUUCAGCGAGAGCGUCCCAGUCAACUUCGAGUGGAAGAGACCCAAGGAGUUGUGUUCUGACCCCGAGUUCAUCGUGGGAGAUGCAAACCGCACGGACAUCUGCCAAGGACAGCUGGGGGACUGUUGGCUCCUGGCGGCGAUUGCGUCUCUGACUUUAAAGAAAGACGCUCUGGCUCGGGUGGUUCCUCACGACCAGGACUUCGGACGCAGAUACGCCGGAAUCUUCCACUUCCAGUUCUGGCAGCACAACAAAUGGCUGGACAUCGUGGUGGACGACAGACUCCCGACCGUCCGGAACCAGCUGGUCAUGCUCCACUCGGCCUCCAACAACGAGUUCUGGAGCGCGCUGCUGGAGAAGGCCUACGCCAAGUUACACGGGAGUUACGAGGCGCUGAAGGGCGGCAGUACGAUGGAGGCCAUGGAGGAUUUCACCGGAGGAGUGGGAGAAAACUACGACCUGAAGUCUGCUCCAAACGAACUGUUCUCCAUCAUGAAGAAAGCCCUGGACCGAGGCUCCAUGAUGGGCUGCUCCAUCAACAUCACAAGUUCGGCCGAGUCUGAGGCGCGAACCUCCACCGGUCUGGUGAAGGGACACGCCUACUCCAUCACCGGAAUGGAGGAGGUCGAGUACCAGGGUAGAAAAGUUCGUCUGAUCCGGAUCAGAAACCCCUGGGGUCAGGUCGAGUGGAACGGACCCUGGAGCGACAACUCCAGAGAGUGGAACUACGUGGACCGAGCCGAGAAAAACAGGAUCCUCCAGAACUCCACCGACGACGGAGAAUUCUGGAUGGAGUUCGAGGACUUUAAGAGAAACUACGACACGGUGGAGAUUUGUAACAUGACGCCCGACGCUCUGAGCGACGACACCAAACGACACUGGGAGGUCAACCUGUUCGAGGGCAGCUGGAUCAGGGGCGCCACCGCUGGAGGCUGCAGGAACUACAUCGGUACAAAGACGGAAAUGCAGAAGAACAGAAGGAAACUCCGCAAAGAAGGACUGGACCUGGAGACCAUCGGUUUCGCCGUUUACGAUGCCCCAGACGACACCGACCAGGCGGGGAAGGACUUUUUCCGGUACCACGCGUCCAAAGCUCGAAGCCGCACCUACAUCAACAUGAGGGAGGUGGCCGAGCGCUUCACCCUGCCCCCCGGACGCUACCUCCUCGUGCCCACCACCUUCCAGCCGCACCACGAGGCCGACUUCCUCGUCAGGAUCUUCUCCGAGAAAAAGGCCGACGCAGUAGAGAUGGGGGCCGUAAUCGACGCCGAUCUGCCAGAGCCGCCGAUGCCGAGCGCUCCGGAGGAUGAGACGGACGAGGAGAAGUUUCUGAGGAAACUGUUUGAGCAGCUGGCAGGAUCUGACCAGGCCAUCGACGUGUACGAGCUGCAGGAGAUGCUCAACGGAGUCCUGAGCCGACGGAAGGAGAUCAAGUUUGAGACUCUGAGCCUCCACACGUGUCACAGCAUCAUUAACCUCAUGGACGUGGACAACACGGGGAAAAUGGAGUUCCAGGAGUUUAAGGUUUUCUGGGAGAAGAUGAAGAAGUGGAUUAUGCUGUUUUUGUCCUUUGACACUGACCGCUCCGGGAAGAUGUCGUCCUAUGAGCUCCGCAGCGCCCUCAACGCCGCAGGGAUGAAGCUGAACAACAAACUCUUGGCUCUGCUCGGGCUCCGAUUCGCCGAUAAGAAAUACGACAUCGACUUUGAUGAUUAUCUCACCUGCAUCGUGAGGCUGGAGAACAUGUUCAGGUGUUUCCAGGCCAUGGACAAAGAGAAGAGAGGACGAGUGCGAAUGAAUAUGAUGCAGUUCCUGAUGUUGUCCAUGAACGUUUAAAGAGAAACCAGAAGACAAAGAUCACAACAACACAACAACAACAACAACAACAACAACAACAACAAAACUACUCCAUGGUGCAAAGAGACAAGCUUUUAUUACAAUAUUUUACAUUUAUUUUUCGUUUUUGGAGCAUAGCACAACUGAUGUUAAAAUGUGGAAGGGGUAAAAACAUUUUCAGAAAUUAUUUUUGUGUGAUGAAGAUUUUUUUGACUGUUCUUAAAAAUGGAAAUAAAUUCAAAUUGAGCCGUG
Boleophthalmus pectinirostris (great blue-spotted mudskipper) is the source of this 2547-nucleotide messenger RNA. RefSeq names its product calpain 9 (gene capn9). Gene Ontology annotation, cellular component: cytoplasm. Lineage: Eukaryota; Metazoa; Chordata; Actinopteri; Gobiiformes; Gobiidae. Bases 301 to 2295 code for a protein of 664 amino acids. Gene Ontology annotation, biological process: proteolysis. The record is from RefSeq and is a predicted model, not a curated record. The transcript has 20 exons. Gene Ontology annotation, molecular function: calcium-dependent cysteine-type endopeptidase activity; calcium ion binding.